AGCUGCUCGUUUGGCAUUAGGACGGGGUUUACGAGCUGCAAACGGCAAACUGCGCAAGCAGGGCAACAGAAGGACGACAUUUCCACCUGCUCGUCUCUCCGUAUACUCUGUUACCUUUCAUUCUCUGCAUUUUUGUAAUAUAGGAGUUGGGGCAUGUCAUUCUUCACUUCCAUAGCGAGAAACGUCUUGCAGACGGCAACAAAGACCGCGAGCCACUCUGCAGCCUUCUCCUCCCUUUCCGCACGGCAUGUGGCCGCUCCAUCGACUUUAUCAUGUUUUAUCCGUUCCAACCGCCGAUUCCCUGCACUGUCACCUUCCCUUUUGUCACAAAGUGCCGGCAUCCGGAUAAAAGCCCCUAAUGCCGAGAACGCCCAGGACAAAAAACAGGCUACAGAGAAACAGAAACCUUCAGAUUCUGUUGAAGAUGAUACAGCCGAUGCACAGGGAUUAGACUUGUUCGCUCAGGCAAUGGCAAACCAGAAACGGAGGGAUGCUGAAAACCGAAAAGCUGCAGCUGGUGAGCAAACAGAUGCAGAAGCUACAGAGGACGCUGCUGUCGAUCCGGCGGAAGCAGAGCGCUUGCGUAAGUGGAGAGAGGCGGCCGAAGAGGAGGAAAAGAAACAAAUGAUCAAGAGCGGGAGAGUAUUCCUUGGAUCGGCUUUUUUAGUUGGAUUAGCAGGUUAUAUUUACCUUGGGCUACCAGAUGAAGACCAGAAGCGCGAGGAGGGAGAAAGCCUUUUAGCGGCGCACAACUCAAGAGCAUGGGCGAAUCUGAAGAAGUGGCGUUCGGAUAUCACUAGUCCUGCUCUAGAAAAGUUGCUACCAGAUCCACUGCCUGUGCCAUAUCAGCGUCCGUUGACACUUUGUAUUGAACUUAAUGAAGCCUUGGUACACCUGGAGUGGGAUAAAGCUGUGGGCUGGCGUGUAGCAACGCGUCCUGGAGUGAAGCAAUUCCUUGCGAAUCUUAGCCGAUACUACGAGGUGGUCAUAUUUACAAACUCCCCUGGCUACUUGGCCGAACCGGUAUGUCAGGCUCUCGAUCCACAUUUCUUCUACGCUAUGUACCGUCUCUAUCGAGAUCACACCAAACUGGUUGAUGGAACCUAUGUUAAAGAUUUGAGCCAAUUGAACCGGGACUUGGGCAAGACGAUAAUUUUGGACAUACAUCCCGAAUCAUACAAGCUUCAGCCGGAGAAUGGACUGCAGCUGAAGCCUUGGAAGGGUGAGCGAACUGAUAAGGAGUUGAGGAAGCUUGAAACAUUCUUCGAAGAGCUUUACGUAUUUAUGACGGUCUACGGCAUCGAAGAUGUUCGACCAAUCUUGAACAUUGUCAACACUAUCAACCCCAAUGACAUUGCUGCUGCAUGGACUACAUACAAGCAAACUAUGCGUGAAGAGUUUGCGAAGCGGCAAGCAGAACAACAAGGACCAGCAAAACCCUCCCGCUCUUGGAUUUCAACUCUCUUGGGUGGAGGGGCGUCACAGCAGCAGCAAUCACAAGUAAUGAAUGUGAUCGAUCAGAUCGAGGCUAUUGCGAGGGAAGAAAGGGAAUUGGCUAUCAAGGACGCGGAGGCCAUGAGCCAGCAGAUGCACGACAUGCAAAAGCAGCAGGAGGAGUUUAUCAAGAAGCAAAUGGAGGAAAACAAGAACAAGGGAUUGAAGUUGUGGGAUUACAUUAACGGCGCUGGAGCACCAGUGCCACCUGGUCAACAGCCGCCAGCUGGAAAAUGAAUGGCAUGGACUACAGUUGUGGAGAGUAGUGGUAAUAUUGAGCAUAAGUGUUGUAUUUAAUAUCAUGACCAUUAGACAUAUCAA
Molecule: messenger RNA, 1815 nt
Organism: Spizellomyces punctatus DAOM BR117
Lineage: Eukaryota; Fungi; Chytridiomycota; Chytridiomycetes; Spizellomycetales; Spizellomycetaceae
Product: dullard-like phosphatase domain-containing protein
Exons: 6
Coding region: 154-1731 (525 amino acids)
Molecular function (GO): phosphoprotein phosphatase activity
Source: RefSeq, a predicted model, not a curated record